AUGAUGUUUAGAUGUAAUGGUAUAUAAGGAAGAUUUAUGGUUUGUUUAAUAUUAUUUAAAGGAAAUGUCAUUCCAAGGGAUGUUCCUUCAUCAGUUUUUGAAUUAAAUGGCAAAAAACAAUUUAAUUUGUUUAUAAGUACUCCACUAAGUUUAAAGAAGGUAUUACUUACAAAGGUCACUGCAUAAUUUUAGAUCUAGAAAUAGCAAAUUUUGUCCUAUAAACCUGCAUGA
Messenger RNA from Paramecium pentaurelia, 231 nucleotides. The record is from the annotation of a GenBank genome assembly. NCBI's taxonomy places the organism in Eukaryota, Ciliophora, Oligohymenophorea, Peniculida, Parameciidae.